CCCCCGGGGCGGGCUCGGCACCGUCCCGCCCCCGCCCCUCGCCUUAUCAGCGGCCGGCGGGGGGCUCGCCCCACUCCCGCCCAGCGCAGCCGCCGCGGCGGGGCCGGCACCUCCCCGAGUGCCGCACCAUGGGCAGCCAGGGCUCCAAGGCGGCGGCCGGCGACGCCGACACCGCCAAGGCCAACGGGCAGGAGAACGGCCAUGUCAUCUCCAACGGGGACAUGACGCCCAAGGCGGGGGUCGAGGCGACCCCCCAGAACGGGACCGGCUCGGCGGAACCCCCCAAGGAGGAGAGCGAGGCCGAGGCGGGCGCUGCCGACAGCAUCGAGCCCGCCCCGGCCGCCGCCGAGCCCGCGGGGGACGGCGCCGCGACCCCCAAGGACGCCCCCAAGAAGAAGAAGAAAUUCUCCUUCAAGAAACCCUUCAAGCUGAGCGGGAUCUCCUUCCGCAAGGGCAAGAAGGAGGCCGGCGACUCCUCGGGCUCCUCGCCCACCGAGGAGCGGGGCGGCAGCUCGGAGAGCCCCCCGGGGGGGCUGCAGCCCUCGGCUCCCCCCGAGGAGCAGCCGGGAGAGCCCCAGGAGGGAGGAGAAGCCGCGGGCAGGCGGGAGGAAGAGGAGGAGGAGGAGGAGAAGAAGCAGCAGCAGGGAGGGGAGAGCCACGGAGACACCAAAAGCGAGGAGAGCUCGAAAAGCGCCGAGCCUACAGCGAGCCCGGAGCUGAAAGAAGAAUAAAAAUCACUCGGGGGGUCCCGAGAGCGACCCCCGAGCCCCCCCCGGUCCCCACGGACUCCGCAGCCCCGGACGGACACACGCCCCGCACGCCCCGCAGGUGUUUCUGCCUCCCCCGUUCUCCCCGGUCCCCGUAGAUCAAAGCUGGUUUGGAUUCCCACCGCCGCCACUCGGAGCAGUUUGAGCUGAAUUCCUUGGGAAAAAGAAAAAAAAAUAACAAAAAUAACAACUGGGGAGGAAGAUUUGGCCCGGACGCCUCUGGAGUUUACAGUUUGGGAGGAGCCGGAUCCCAAAUCCUGCUGGGGUCUCUCCAGGCUGUCCCCUCUCCUCCCGCUCACUGCUCAACGGAAUUUUUCAUUUUUUUUUUUUCUUUUUGUGUUUUUUCCCUUUAUUUCUCAGUUUACAUUCCUGGUUCUGACUCUUCAUUUCAAGUAUUUCGUGCUUUUUUCUAUAGAAAUCGAUGGUUUAAAAAGCUAAUCUGGUUAGUUUUUUUUAUAAUAUGUCCUCUGUUGGCUUAAAACCAUAAAGCUUGUAAGUGCGCUGUGUUUAAUUCUGCUUUUAAGGGAUAACUUUUGGGGUGUGGGGUGGAGAGAAGGGGGCCCUGCCAGCUGUAUAAUGUGAAGCCAACGUCGUUUUGUUUUAUUUUUUUCUUCUCUGUAAAUAAUUUUUUAAAUGGCCAAAAAAAAAAAGAAAAAAAAAAACCGCUCGAUUUGCAAUUUUCUAACUUGUAAAAAAAAAAAAAAAGACAAAAAACUAAAAAAAAAAAGCAAGAAACCCAACCAACCCACCAAACAAAAGCUGUAACGUUUGAAAGGAAUAAACGGUGAGCCCUG
Molecule: messenger RNA, 1561 nt
Organism: Passer domesticus (house sparrow)
Lineage: Eukaryota; Metazoa; Chordata; Aves; Passeriformes; Passeridae
Gene: MARCKSL1
Product: MARCKS like 1
Exons: 2
Coding region: 129-731 (200 amino acids)
Biological process (GO): actin filament organization; central nervous system development
Cellular component (GO): plasma membrane; cytoplasm
Molecular function (GO): calmodulin binding; actin filament binding
Source: RefSeq, a predicted model, not a curated record